Molecule: messenger RNA, 597 nt
Organism: Rhizoctonia solani
Lineage: Eukaryota; Fungi; Basidiomycota; Agaricomycetes; Cantharellales; Ceratobasidiaceae
Exons: 4
Coding region: 1-597 (198 amino acids)
Source: RefSeq, a predicted model, not a curated record
AUGCCUCAGCGUCAGAACAAGAAGCGGAAAUCAAAAUCCUCUGCAGUCCCCCCACAGCCUGCUCAGGAGAAACGGAAGGAGAAAGCUCCUGGCCCCCUCGACCCUGAGUUUUGCCACUCGUCUGAGUCUGAGCCAGAGGACUACGGCGAUCUUCAUGGCCAGGAAGAAUGGGAGAUUGAUGGUGUGGUUGAUUCACACUGGGGAGAAAACGGGCGGAUGAGCUACAAGAUCCGCUGGAACAAGGACGAUUGGCAACGGGCAGAUGGUACUAGUGAAGAGUGGAUACCUGAACCCAGAGACACCCGCUCAACGCACGCAAAUCUAGUCAAGAAGUACAGAGCUAGAGAGUUUAGCAAACUCGGUCCCUUGGAAACCCGGCCCUUUAGUAUAUCCUCCAAGGACGAUACCUACUAUUCUCAUUUGUACUUCGGGGCUCCUGGAUGUUCGAAAAACCUUUGGAAUCAGACCAACUAUCUCGGGAUAUUUGGUAUGGGAGACGCUCCAGUAUCCCGCUUUUACAUGACAGAUCCGGAUUUCAUUCCCGAGGACAAUGAUUUGGAUUCGGAUUCUGACCAAGUUCUGACCGUCGCCACCUAG